AUGGCAAACGUGGCGCCGGCUCCAGUAUCAGGAGCCUCGGGUGACGUUUCACCAACAGGCGUCUCGGGUUCUGCAACCAACUCCAAGAUGAGGAAGAGGACCAAGACUGGAUGUCUCACCUGUCGAAAACGCCGCAUAAAGUGUGGUGAGGAGAGACCUACCUGCGCCAAUUGCAUCAAAUCCAAACGUCAGUGCGAGGGCUACAACCAGAGAGUCAUCUUCAAACCCCCAAUUGGAGAUUGGCCAAAUCAUCCAGGCGUGGUCAGCACUAUCCAGUAUCACACUUCGAUGCUUCCAGGGACACGCAAUCAAUCGUAUCGCGGGCCUGAGCCCGCUGCCGCUAUGCAAGAGAGCAUGCUUGGUUCGAUCCAGCCCCGCAUGCAUGGCAGCUACGACUUCUCACAUAUCGACCCGAGCUCAGGCCCAGGACCUUCAGAUCACCAACAAGGUUUCACUGAAGGGAACCCCAACUAUUCACAUGAGCAGGCUUAUCAGCAGCCGCUGCCAUCUCCUCUUCAUCAACAGCCGCUCCAAUCGCCAAACCACCAAGUACAUAGCCACACUCCAACCGCUUCAUAUUUUCCGCCGCCUCCGACAAUGCACACAAGUCCACAAACGCCAUUUAGACACGAUUCGCACAGCACCUACCAAGCGCCCCUUCAAUAUACCCAGAAUGCACCAUAUCCACCCGUUUCGGUCCCAUACAACCACGAAUCCAACCUCAAGGCCACAGUUACUCAGCCUCCGCCAAUCUACCCACAAACCUAUCGAUCUGAUAGCCAGCAAGCCGAAGGUACUUAUCGGGAUCAUUCCAGUGUAUCCCCAAGAAGCGACCAACACCCCCGUUACACAGAGGCACCGCCAGGGGUGCAAAGAUAUGAGAGUCACCCGCAAGCCCCUGUGCACUCUAUACAAGGAACUCCGGCAAACUUCAGCCAGAUUGGAAAUCUUAACUAUCCAGCAGUUUCUCACGCUGACUUCAGUCAUGCAAGUUAUCCUUCUGUUCAGAUGCCUAUUCAUGAUAUGACCCCAGAUGUAAAGUAUAUGUCUCAGCCCGUCCUCGAACAACCUUACGCCGUAUCACAAGCGCAGCAACCUCAACCGCAACUCCUUCUUGAUGGCUUUGGCGGUGACGACCACGUCAGUCCUACACAAGUUCUCGACGAAGCCGCAAUCGAAAAUGAAGAUGACGAUUACUGGGAUGUCCAGUCCGACGAAGACAUGUUUGAUGCGGAGACCGCGGAGGACGAGAAGGCUUUACUUGCGACUAAAGAAUUCGACACCAUCCGUCGCAUACACUUUGAGAACUACAACGAGCUGGGGAUAAGGCGGUAUGAUGCAUUCCUAUAUGAUGGAUUACUAUCGGACUAUAGACCAGAAUAUGCAGCAAGUCCUCUACGCAAUCCCAAGACUGCGAGGGUCUUUGCACACUACAUUCAUGUGACUGGACCAACUUUAUCAAUGUACGAACGAAACCCUCGAAACCCUACCCUCAUCUUCGAAGGUUCUACACGACCCGCUCAGCAAGGUCUUUGGACAUACACAUUGCCUAUGAAGGCUCUCAGUCAUCAGGGAUUGUUGCACGCCAUGCUAGCGCUCGCGAGUUUGCAUAUUGCAAGAUUGCAAGGCGCCUCCAUAACACCAUCGUACAAACAUUAUGCAUACUCCUUGAAACGACUCGUCCGUUCUCUCAGCAAUCCUAAGAAACGUUUAUCGACCCUUACGUUAGCCACCUCCUUGCUUUUGGCGUUCUACGAAGUUUGGACGGCAGAGCAUGUCAAAUGGGGUACACAUCUUAUCGGGGCCCAGCGCCUGAUCACUGAACUCGACUUCCGAUCACUCACGCGCGAGGCGAGGCGUUUGCGAGCGGCUCAGACUGCCAUGGAACGAAGUUUCCCAUACCAAAACCCUGAGAUGCUCAUCGACCAGAGGCAGUUUGAUCAGAGGCUUAAAGACAGUGCUUUGACGCCAGAUCAGAGUCUUGUAAGCACAAUUGUUGGUAACAAUGUCAAUUAUGACGAUUUCGGAAUGGUCUUCGAAGACAACGGCGCAAGGCACGACACAAGACCUAAGAUACCUGCGAAGUUGGACCUGCAUAGCUACGAGACACUACAGGAUAUAUACUGGUCAUAUGCUAGACACGAUGCUUAUCAAAGCAUCAUCAGCGGAAAUCGCCUCAUUAAUCCUUAUCGUAAAUGGUCAGAUUGCCCUCCAAGAGCCCCGCUUGGCCGAACCGAUGCUCUCUAUGGCUCUCAUGACCAUAUUAUCCUUCUUUUAGGUCGCAUCGCAGACUUCACUGUCAGGGACCGUAGUCGCAAACUCCGACAAAUAGAAGCUGACGGUGGAUGGCGACCUCGCCCUGGUAUGCCUGGUUUCGGGAACAUGAGACCGCCCCCAGGCGGUUCUCAUGGUCAGCAGCAGAUGCCCACGAGCGCUACAGGUCCUCCACCUCAAAUGCAAGGCCCACUACCAGGAUGGAAGGGACCACCGCCGCCAGGCUGGACAGGCCAGGCUCCACCACAACCUCCCCCGGGUUUUGGACCGCCAUCUAUGUCGGCUGCAAACCCACCCCAGGGUGGUUCACCUAGACCACCAGCUAUGCCCAGCUUUUAUGGAAUGGCGCCAUCAGCAGGACCAGGACCUAUUCUUUCCAGUUACGAAAACCCUAAUUAUGAACGUUCACCACAGACUCCAAACGCGCCCCACCCUCAACAUAGUGAUCUGCCUGCUGAAUAUGAGAAGGCUAUUUUGGAAUGGGAGAGUAUUACCAAUGCACAUACUGCAGUUGUGCAUGUCUUGGAACAGACUGAUGCUUUCGCACCAUUGCCAGAAGACACCUACCCACCAGCGCCAGGAGAAUAUCCCAGUCAACAAGGAAACAUGACACCCUUUGGCCCAGCUAUUCUACAUAGAAGCUACGACAUAUCCAUUCUAUGGACAAUAAUCCACCUCUCCAAGAUCAUCCUUCUACGAUCUCACCCGGGUAUGCCACCCGCUGCUCAAAUGGCGGCUGGUGUAUGCGCAUCCGCCACAGCCCCAUACUGCAUGCUCAUCGGCCGCAUAUGUGCUGGUUUUCAGAUGCCCAUCGAUUCGGACCUCUCUCCCUUCCUUGGCGCAGUAUUGACAGAAUCUACGUUAUCGCUUUUCUUCGCUGGCAUUACGUUUCAGGAUCCGCGACAACGUGAGUGGCUUAUCACCAGGUUAUUAGAAACGGACAAGAGGACAGGUUGGGCCAGUGCAGGGAUCAUCGCAAAAGGGUGUGAGACGGCCUGGGAAAAGGCGGCAGAGAUGGGAAGAGGGCCGCCGUACAAGAGGAGGACGAAACGGGUUCAAGCAGUCAGCGUUGACAUGGAAGAAGAGGAGGCCGAUGGAAGGAAUAGGGAGCCAGGAAGAGUACAAGAAAUACACGGAGAGACAAGAUAUGUGGUGAAGAAGCGGCCACCGCCAUGGGCUAUGAAUUUGUUAGGCACCGAGGAGGAUCUCCGAGCUGGGAUGGAGAGAUUUGGGUUGUAA
Molecule: messenger RNA, 3513 nt
Organism: Alternaria burnsii
Lineage: Eukaryota; Fungi; Ascomycota; Dothideomycetes; Pleosporales; Pleosporaceae
Exons: 4
Coding region: 1-3513 (1170 amino acids)
Biological process (GO): positive regulation of transcription by RNA polymerase II
Cellular component (GO): nucleus
Molecular function (GO): zinc ion binding; transcription cis-regulatory region binding; DNA-binding transcription factor activity, RNA polymerase II-specific
Source: RefSeq, a predicted model, not a curated record